Messenger RNA from Vicia villosa (hairy vetch), 1532 nucleotides. RefSeq lists its product as uncharacterized. Bases 452 to 793 code for a protein of 113 amino acids. The record is from RefSeq and is a predicted model, not a curated record. The transcript is spliced from 2 exons. NCBI's taxonomy places the organism in Eukaryota, Viridiplantae, Streptophyta, Magnoliopsida, Fabales, Fabaceae.
UAUAACUCCUUUCGUGGUGGCAGAUCUAAUCGUGGUGGCCAGUUUGGCAGAGGAAGAGGUGGUCGUUCCUCUGGUUAUGGUGGCAUUCAGUGCCAAGUUUGCUUGAAACCUGGUCACUCUGCUCUAAACUGCUGGCACAGGUACAAUUCUCAGUUUCAACCUUCCUCAGAUGGUGCUCAAUAUGGUUCUGCUCCCUAUGCACCUCAGCCUCCUUGGUAUGGUGCUCCUGCUGCUUAUGUUCAGGCUCCUCCCAAUGUUUGGUAUAAGUCUCCUAGGCCUGCAACUGUGGUUGCUAAUCCUCCUGCAGCUUAUCUUGCUAAUGCUGCUCCUGCUCCUGCUGGUGCUGCUGCGUGGUUUCCAGAUUCUGGAGCAUCCUUCCAUGUUACUAGUGAUCCUAAAAACAUUCAGCAGCCUACUCAAUUUGAAGGUCAUGACCAAGUCUUUGUAGGGAAUGGUCAAGGUUUCUGAUGCUACUCUCCUUGAAGGCCAUGUAGGAGCUGAUGGACUGUAUUCCUUUCCUCCUCUGAACCUGUCCAAGUCUACUUCUGCUUUUAGUUCAUCUAGUCUCAAUAAUUCUGUACCUAGUGUUAAUUCUGUUGAUGUUCCUUCUAGUCUGCCCCAUGUUUGGCAUCUUAGGCUUGGACAUCCUAAUACUCACACUCUUAGGCUUGUAUUGCAAAGUUGUAAUAUCCCUUUACCAAAUAAAUAUAAUGAUUCUUUCUGUUCAGCUUGCUGUCUUGGGAAAGCUCAUAGGCUUCCUUCCUUCUUCCACCUCACACACUAUUUACACUAAGCCUUUGGAACUCAUUUUUACUGACUUGUGGGGACCUUCUCCUAGUCCCUCUACUUCUGGAUAUUCCUAUUACAUGUCCUUUGUUGAUGCUUAUUCCAGGUACACUUGGAUUUAUCUGCUUAAGUCCAAAUCUGAAGUUAUACAUACCUUCAAGCAGUUCAAAGCAAUGGUGGAACUGCAACUCAGCUUGCCUAUCAAGAUGGUUCAAUCUGACUGGGGUGGUGAGUUCAGACCCUUCACUAACUAUCUCAAAGAGCUAGGCAUUAUCCACAGACUCAUCUGCCCCCAUACUCAUCAUCAGAAUGGUGUUAUUGAAAGAAAGCACAGGCACAUUGUGGAAAUUGGCCUCACCUUACUCAGUCAAGCUUCUCUGCCUAUCACAUACUGGGACUAUGCCUUUUCCACUGCUGUCUUCCUCAUCAACAGGCUGCCUUCUUCCUCUGUUCAGUUUCAGGUCCCUUUCACUCUUCUUUUUAAUCAAAAUCCUGAUUAUAAAUUUCUCAAGGUGUUUGGUUGUGCUUGUUUUCCUUUACUCAGACCCUACAGUGCUCAUAAGCUUGAAUUUAGGUCUCAAGAAUGUCUGUUUUUGGGCUACUCUCCUUCUCAUAAAGGGUAUAGGUGCCUGGCUCCUAAUGGUAGGCUUUACAUUUCCAAGGAUGUCUUGUUCCAUGAGUCUAGGUUUCCCUACCAUGAACUAUUCCCUGCUUCCUCUUCACCUUCUCCUCCUGUUAAGAGUGUC